Messenger RNA from Salvia miltiorrhiza (redroot sage), 1162 nucleotides. RefSeq lists its product as uncharacterized. Bases 221 to 694 code for a protein of 157 amino acids. The record is from RefSeq and is a predicted model, not a curated record. The transcript is spliced from 2 exons. NCBI's taxonomy places the organism in Eukaryota, Viridiplantae, Streptophyta, Magnoliopsida, Lamiales, Lamiaceae.
AUCGGCCCAUCCCUCUCUUCUCAAAUUAACGGCUGAAAACAGCCUCUUCUUCACAUCUCACGCUGAGUUUCAAACCAGCGUCGCCUACCUUGGGAAUCCGGCGAUCCGACGCCUCGUCCGGUCGGUGCCUCCUUCGCCCCCUCCCCCUCUCGCCAGACUCUCUCCCUCCAUCUUUAUUCUUCUUAUCGAUCUCUUAUAAUUUCAGGAAGCACACUCUUACAUGAGAAUCAACCCUAGCUUCUCUCCAAAAUUGUCGCAGCCGUGGCUCUUCUCCGGCGAGACGGCGCCACCGUCUACUCUCCUAUCUCUCUUCUCUCCUCUUUUCUCAAUUACACCACUCCCUCUGAACUUUGAAUCCGUCGCACAUAAAGGGCAAUGCCGAGCCGUAGGUUCUCUCGGCUUCGACGACAUCGCCGCCGCAGCUGCCUGGGCUCGCUCACUGCGCCGUCGCGCCUGGAGUCAGCGUCUCCUUCCUCGAUCCUCCGGUGGGCAGUUAAUUAGGGCAGGGCGGCGUCCGUUGCUCCCCCCCUUUUCACUCGCGUACACGAACGAGGAAAAAGCCAAACCCUCAGUCCUCUUAGCUCAGGCGAGAGAGUCACCGCCGUCUGCCCUCUGGUUCAACGGAACAGACAAGUCGCCCCCUUCUCGAUUUAUUGAAUCAGAAAGAACCAAGUAUGAAAUGAAGAAAACUUAGGCCAAGACUCACCUCUCGAUACUUGGCAGUUGGCAGCAUGAAUUAACUUCUCUUCAUCUCCCUUUCUGGUGGUUGGUGUAUGAGAGAAGGAAUGAGGUGUUAGGCUGGUGCUUUAAUAAGUGAGUUGUUGGCUGUAAAGUCAAAGGAUUGGAGAUGGUGGUUGGCUGAGUUGAAGGGAGGAGCCGAUUGGUCUUCUCUCAUUUUUCUUCUUUUUACACUCACGCGUUAUCUCCCGCAUGCUUGUAGGUUUCUCUCAUUUUUCUUCUUUUUAUUCUCACACGUUAUCUCCCGCAUGCUUGUAGGUAUGUAGCUGUAGUGUUUUGUGAUAGUGAUAGGUUUUGAUUGUAAGUAGGGAAUAGUGGUGAUGUAAAUAAUUCCCUACAGUCAUUGUGUAAAGUUGUAUCUGAAAAUCUAAUUUCUUUGUAUCAUCGCAUAUCUAUAAAAUUGGUUCUAGGUUUUGCUGAAUAA